UGCUACUAACUUUGCUUUUGUAGAUUUUCUUGAACAUUACUCUUAAAAACCAGUUCAAUAUGAAAAAAAUUACCAUUUUAUAUGCUCAAAAACUAAUGGAGGACUUGAUGGAAUCCUCAUCAUCAUCGGAUGAAGAUGAUGAAGUGUUUGCUGUGCUAAAGGCAAUAGAUCAGCAACGAUCCCAAGACAAAUCUAAUGAAGAUAUAGAAAAUGAUGUUAUAAAUGGAAUGAAUCAGCUACCACGGGCAGAAAACACAAAUGAAGAUAAAUAUAUUGAGCAGUCAUCAGAAGAAAGGAACAAUAAAGAUAAUGAAAUCGAUGAGUUAAAUGAAAUAAAUCUGCAACUAGAUGCAGAAAACUCGAAUGAAGGCAAAGAUGCUGUUGCAGCAUUGGCAGGACAAAUUCAGGAAGGGAAAUAUGUAACAUUUGAGGACAAACUAAUGAAUAUGAUCUCUGAAAGAAAUUUUAAGCAUAAUGUUCAUGUCAGUAGAGCAACUGCUAUUUAUCUAAUGGAGAAAUAUUCCCUAUGGUAUUGUAAAAGUCCUUAUAAAAGUAGCAAAGAGAAAUCAGCGGUGGAAACAGAUAUACUGUGUUAUUUAUGCUUUUGUGGCAACGAAAUCAGUUUUCAAUCUGUUGCACAACGGUUUAACAUAUCAUUAGCACAUAUGAACAAGUCCUUUAAGAAUGUCUUACAAUUUAUAAUAGACGAAUUGGCUCCUGAUAUUAUAAAGCUUCCAAAUUCAAAUAAUGAUAAAGAAAAGAUUGCCAAUGAGUUUGAGAAGGUUGCUGGUUUUCCAAAUGUCCUGGGUUGUGUGGCCGAAAGCUAUUUUCCAGUAAAAUUCAACAAAUUAGCUCAAUUCUGUGGAGGUUCCUAUAUAUACCUGCGAGGAGUAUGUGAUUCAAAGGCAAAAUUUAUAAAUGUAAAAACUGGCAUUCCUAGAGAAAUAACUGACUCAUUCUUGGAAAAGGAUAUGCCAGAAUUGUGCUCUCCGAAUUAUCAUUUGCUGGGAGACUUGAAAUGUCCUAUAAGGGAAUACCUUAUGAUACCUUUUGACAAUGAUGGUAAUUUAAGUGAUUCAGAAAAAAAUUUCAACAUUAAACUUAUUCGUACUCAUGUUAAAGUUAAGAAUGCAUUUGGUAUCUUAAGAAGUCGUUUACAACAAUUAAAGUAUUUAGACUUCGAUACUGUGGAAACAGUGUCUGAAUUUAUUGUUAGCUGUUGUGUUCUUCACAAUAUCUGUAUUGAUAGGGAUGACUUUCAUAAUGAAGAAAUUUAUACCGAUGUAUCCGAUCGACUUUAUAGUAGUUCUUUGGCCUCUAUUAAAAAUGACGAAUUUCUGUCAGAUUUAGGACUAAUGAAAAGAUUCGAACUUAAACAUGUAAUGUUUAGCGCUAAAACUUAAAAACGAUUUUAUUUGUACAUUUUUCUUUGUAAUAAAACACUUGUAUUUAUUUAA
Calliphora vicina (urban bluebottle blowfly) is the source of this 1457-nucleotide messenger RNA. RefSeq lists its product as uncharacterized. The transcript is spliced from 4 exons. The record is from RefSeq and is a predicted model, not a curated record. The coding region runs from base 60 to 1403 and encodes 447 amino acids. Lineage: Eukaryota; Metazoa; Arthropoda; Insecta; Diptera; Calliphoridae.